AUGGGUGAAUGCUAUAAUCUUUGCGCAGUGAAGGAGCCGUACCAAGUCUCUGCAUUCAUAGGGCCUGCGGUUGCUGAACUCAAGGAAGCAAUCGAGAAUCUCAAGGUGAGGGAAUUUAGUCAGACGCGACUUCGUGAUUCGGAGCGACGUUGCGCUCUCGAAACGCUGCGCUACGAGGAAUUGCUUCUAGAGCUCGAGUCUUCACGAAUGCGACAAAAGUACGAGAGCCUUGAAGUCGUUGGGGGUGUUCACUCGUCAGCCUCCGCCACAUCCACCACCCUCCCCAACGGUCUGGAAUACGUAAUUUCACGGAAAGGAACCACUUCUACUGACACCACCAGCUUCAAGCAUUCCUGCCCUGUAAGGAGUAAAUUAUUGGAAUUUGCAGAAGACAGACAGAAUCACGACUGGUACCCAUCGAAAGUGGGAAAUUUUCAAGUCGACGGGGAGUGGAACCUUCCCAAAAGAGUACCUGCGCCCCGAGGAAUAGCGUUGGAGAAGCAACUAACUCACAGCGCAAUUGUGAGUUGGAAACCACCAGGAUUUCUCCAGAAUGAGGAGGAGGAAGUGACUGCCUAUCAUGUCUACGCCGAUGGUCAAUUUCGAAAUUCCGUGGGCGGACAUGAGAAGUGUCGAGCCUUGGUUGAAAAUAUUGAUAGCUCCAAGCAACAUCGGAUAUCGAUAAGGACAGUGACAGGACGGGGUCAAUCGAAAGACGCGGAGUGCACUCUGCUGGUGGGAAAAGGGGCAAGUGCAGCGCCUUCACGUCUCAAGGCUUCCCAUAUCACCACCAAUUCCGCAAAACUUUCCUGGCUGCCUGGCAGUAGCAACUUUUACCACGCAGUCAUCCUCAACGAUCACGAGCUCCGAGUCUGUCCACCCGGCGUCUACAAACUCUUCCUCACUGGUCUUCCGCCAAACACCCUUCAUCGUGUCCGGGUUGAAGCAAGACGCACGAGUGGAUCCAGUGAGCCUCCACUGAACACCCAAUGCCUUCAAGGGAACCCUUCCUCCGACGACCACAAAAGGAAUUCCGAUACAAUUGAAUUCCAAACCGCUCCUAUUGGCCUCCCGGAUCCACCGAAGAACGUCCAAGUGGAGGCCGGCCCCCAGGAUGGCGUUCUUCUUGUAUCAUGGCGACCAGUCCCACAGGCAACCCACGUUCUUCCCAAUUGUAAAAAUGAACCCCUCGUCCAAGGCUAUACUGUGUGCAUUAACGACAAGCCCCUCAUCGAUGUGCCUGGUGUUGAUUGUGAUCACGUGCUCCUUCCACUGCGACAACUAGCAACUCUUUUAAAGAGUCCUGAGUUCACACUAGCCACUCGGGGAGCCCGACAGCUUCAGCGUCAACGUCAACACCCUCCCCCUUUGUUCCUACCUCAGUCCCAUCAUUCAAGGAAUGUCACGACGACCGAGGAGGACGCGUCGGAGGCAGACUCCUCACAGUCCACUGGUGAUAGCCUCUCUGACCUUCGAAACGAGGAGGAAGAGGAGGAGGCGAGGAGCGACCCGAGCCCCGAAGAGCUCUGGCUCACCGUCUACUCCACCCUCUCCGCCAACACCGCCCUCUCAAUGAACAAAAAUGGCACUGCGGGAGAAAAAAAGGGUUCCUCUGGACCUGCCUCUCCACCCAUAAAAUUAAUUCCCAACCUCCUUCUCCUUGCUGCCGGCUCAUUAGAAAGCGCUGUUGAACUCUUUGGUAAACGGCUUUCAAAGCGUCUGGGCCUUAAUGAGAACAAUGCGGUGGCAGCAUGUGUCAGUCUUCGGCGUCCAAAUCCCGUCUGUAUAUCAAUUGAAAAACCCGGAAUGGAUGCUGAGCGAUCUGACAAUGCUGAUUCAGCUGAGGACGACCAAGGAAUAGUCCACAUCCACGCGGGAAAUAUUCCCGGCAUAGCAAAAACCAGUAGUCCAACUUCUGAUGCUCUCGAUUCAGCUGAGGCCUUACUCCGUGAACGUCAGCUGCAGAAACACAAGUACAGUGACUCGAAUCAGUAUCAGCAACAUCCGUCGCAAUAUUGCCGCGAAACUUUGUCUACCGGUAACCGACCCUCCUCACACCAUGCUCGACAUCCACGAGAGGAUAUGUUCCAAGCACAUGGCCAUCAUAACUACCGCAAUCGCUACGAUAUGGAGCCUCCGGAUGCAGCUUUAGAAACCGUCCAUCCUCGAUAUUACCCUCGUCGCAGCCGAUCCGGACGCCACCUCCGGGCUACGCGCUCUAUGUCCGACGAGAACGACUGCUUCCAGGGUAGAGAGAAACUGAUCCGUCUUCCCUGUUCCACCGAGAGCACUGAAUCGGAGCGGCGCCAAAACUCUUUAUAUCAACCGUUUUUCUCUUCUACGAAGUCUACUCUCGACCUAAGGGCUGAAAAGUCUCAUCGAAGGGGCUGCCACGUCUGUCAGUGGCAUCGAUCCUCCCCCCUGCGCCAGUACACCAACUCAAGAGUUUCUCUUAUGCGUAGGAGCAAGUCUCUCGGACGAUCGCACAACUUGACACUCAUGUCUUCCUCUUCCAAUGAUGAGGGUAUCUCGAAGGCUUACUUCCAGCGUCUUCAGGAACGAGAACAGUCGAAGAAUCAGUUCUCCGGAGUGGGAGAUGUGACGGGUCAGAGAUUUUCGCGAAGGUGGCGCCAGUGUAAGGUUCCCCUCAGUGCUAUGGAUUGCAGCCCCAACUGGAACCAAAAGGAACUAUGCAGGAGUGACAAGUUGAGGGUUGGAAAAUCGUCCUUUGCAAAGUCGGCUCCGAAGCGCUGGCUGCAAAAGAUAACUUCUGUUCCGGAGAUUCACUUGAGUCGUGGCCAUGCGGACUCGGACGACCACUUGCGAAGAUGCAUGCACUCUAGUGAGCGCCAGCUAUUCACCAACUCCCCACACUGUCAACACCGUUUCAGUGGGACCAUGGGAGAUAGACAACGGCGUGAAAGGUCGUGGAGGGAGGAAGAAGAUGAGGGCUGUCUAGGAGACGAUAAUGCGGCAGUGAUGAGCUAUCGAUUUGACGAUCCCGAUGACGGACCCUACGACUGGUCAGAGGGUCCUGUCUACCCCCCCUCCUCCCAAAAUCGGCCAAAAGGACACUCUGACCUUAUUAGCAGAAACUCAAAGACUAUGGUGACCUCUGGACGGCGAACCGUCAGCUCUGGUCUCGAAGGCGACUAUCGAUUGCGAGGUGUGGGGCACAAAAAUCCCAAACGAGGGCCCGGAAGGCGUUUCCAGUUGGAGGUGCGCAACCAGACGCCGGAUCGAAGACCUUUGAGUUCGCCUUCACCCAGGCCGACAGGCGCGGGUGACGACUGUGGAUUUUUCGUCUCCCUCUAUGACUACGAUCCAGCUACAAUGUCACCAAAUCCCGGGGCUGUCGAUGAUGAACUGCCCUUCAGGGAGGGCGAUAUUAUCAAGGUGUACGGAGACCGUGAUGAGGACGGCUUCUACUUCGGCGAGUGCAACGGACGAAAGGGCUUCGUGCCGUCCAACAUGGUAUGCGAGGCGAGUGCCGACGAGGUGACUGACUUCCUUAGGCGGCGUGGCGGACACCACGGCCGAAAUUGCACCACCACCUCCACUGGCCUGCCCCCCGGCCAAAUGACCAAGCCGCAUCGCACAGCUGCGCAGCACACUGGACCAUCUGAAAGAUCCGCUGGUCAUCAUAGGCGGCAUGGGCAGUUCCAUGCCAUUAGCAUGGCGACUGAGCAGUUCAGCAAGGUGCAUAUUGUUAUAAACGGAGUUGCUACUGUUAUAAAACGGGUGCCAACUUUUAUGAACUGGAGCCUCUAUGCUCAAGUCGUCUGGAUCCUGUCGGCUCCAAAAACCGAGGAAAUUAAUGGAUCAAGGCUUCAGGACAGAUGUCUAUCGAUGACGCGGAUGGAACAGAACUUUGCGUACUACCACUACCCCCAACACAGUGAACGGGCGGGUCGUGGCCGUCCAAUACGUGAGAAGAGUCGACGGACGCGACUGCAGAGGAGCGCCUGUGCGGAGGAGAAGCAGAUCACCGGAGGGGGAGCAGAAACAGUUGGGCGAAAACGCGGCGAGAGUCAGAAACCACUGCAUUGUAUCAUGGAGGCCCUCUACGACUAUGAUCCUCACAUCUACAGCCCAAAUGUCGAUGUGGAGACUGAGCUAAAGUUUCGUGCUGGAGACCGAAUCCGCAUCCUCAGUGAGAUGGAUGACGAUGGGUUCUACGUGGGACGGUUGGAGUCGUCGGGUCGAUGUGGUCUGGUGCCUUCUAACUUCCUGCGCGAACUGCCACGCGUCGCUGCUGAGGGAAACACCAGCCUAAUCAAUAGUGGUGCCAGUGACGGAGGCGACGUCUACGAUUCAAGACCCAAAAUGGUUUAUGGGGUGUCCGGUAGUCGACCUACUCAUGGAUCGAAGCCGUCCCACACUCGGGGCGCCAAUGGGAACCGGUCAAUGUUACGCUCCAGUGAUGACCUUGGCCCUGUUUCCAGGCGACGUAGGUCCUCUGGUAGAACAAGAGAGAAAAUGUCGAAACAACUCUCCCGAGGUCGUGUUAAGGCCGAUAAUCUUGAAGAUGCAGAAGAGGAGGAAGAUUCAAUGAUUACCUCCACAGUGCCUCCUCCGAAUCCUUCCAACUGGCCGGAUAGUCCUGAGGUAUCGGUGAAAUUACACUCCGUUGUUCCCCUCUCUACCACCGCCGCUGCCACCACCACCGUCACUCCCACCCCAGAGCCACCGACGCUGAUAGAUCCUGAUGUAAAUCGCAAUUUAGUGAGUAGUGGUGGUGAUGCAGAGCUAUCAAAGGACUCUCCCGAUUCCGAUGGACAGGGUGGUGUCAUUUACAUGGACAUUAACUCCAAGAAGCACAGCAAGUAUUGGCGAUGUGGGGAAGAGAGGCCCAUGCUCAUUGAGUUGGCUCUGCCAGUAAGUGUGGCUGCCGUCGUUGAUGUGUGA
This is a messenger RNA of Echinococcus granulosus, 4908 nucleotides long. RefSeq names its product Peripheral-type benzodiazepine receptor-associated protein. Lineage: Eukaryota; Metazoa; Platyhelminthes; Cestoda; Cyclophyllidea; Taeniidae. Bases 1 to 4908 code for a protein of 1635 amino acids. The record is from RefSeq and is a predicted model, not a curated record. Gene Ontology annotation, biological process: neuromuscular synaptic transmission. The transcript has 20 exons. Gene Ontology annotation, molecular function: protein binding.